AUGGACUUCCUGUCUUACCCUAUGCUGCUUCCUGUUGGCCUUGCCAUCCCUCUCUUGUUGGCUUCCAGGCCCCUCCCCCAUGCCCCCGACGGCGUCACUAUCAUCACUGCCUCCAUCGACGCAGCCGAGGAGGAGGACUAUAGCACGUUCAGCACCGAGAACCCAGAGUGGAAGUUCAACCACGUGGCCGUGGACGAACGCAACGGCAACGUGUACCUGGGAGCGGUAAACCGCAUCUACAAACUCUCCGACCUAAACGUACAGGUGUAUCACGAGACUGGCCCCGACGAGGACAACCGCAAGUGCUACCCUCCACGCAUUGUGCAGCCCUGCAGCGAGCCGCUGUCCCUCACCAACAACGUCAACAAGAUGCUGCUGAUGGACUACCGGGAGAACCGGCUAUUAGCCUGUGGUAGUCUCUAUCAGGGCAUCUGUAAACUCCUCCGUCUGGACGACCUGUUCAAGCUGGGAGAGCCCUCUCACAAGAAGGAGCACUAUCUGUCCGGGGUCAACGAGAGCGGUUCGGUGUUCGGCGUCAUCGUGUCGUACGGGGACUCAUCGCCCGACAAGCUGUUUGUGGCCACGGCAGUGGACGGCAAGCCCGAGUAUUUCCCUACCAUCUCCAGCCGCAAGCUGGCGCGCAACUCGGAGGAGGACGGCAUGUUCGCCUACGUCUUCCACGACGAGUUCGUGGCAUCCAUGAUCAAGAUCCCGUCAGACACGUUCAACGUGCCUGACUUCGACAUAUACGUCUACGGAUUUGGCUCGGGUAACUUCGUCUACUUCCUCACGCUGCAGCCGGAGAUGGGGAACGGGCCGGCCACCGGCUCCUCCUCCACGGGGCGAGAACAGGUGUACACUUCUAAAAUAGUCCGGCUGUGUAAAGACGACACAGCCUUUAACUCGUAUGUGGAGGUACCCCUGGGCUGUGUGAAGGGCGGCGUGGAGUACCGGCUCCUACAGGCGGCCUACCUCUCCAAGGCGGGUGCCAUAUUGGGCCGCUCGCUAGGUGUGGGGCCCGACGAUGACGUCCUAUUCACCAUCUUCUCUAAAGGCCAGAAGCGGCGGCCACGCGAGGCUUCGCAGGAGUCAGCGCUGUGCGUGUUCGCCCUGCGCGAGAUCAACGAGCGCAUCAAGGAACGACUGCAGUCGUGCUACAAGGGCGAGGGCACGCUGGACCUGGCCUGGCUCAAGGUCAAGGACAUCCGCUGCAGCAGCGCUGUGUAUUAG
Molecule: messenger RNA, 1230 nt
Organism: Salvelinus sp. IW2-2015
Lineage: Eukaryota; Metazoa; Chordata; Actinopteri; Salmoniformes; Salmonidae
Source: RefSeq, a predicted model, not a curated record